AUGCCGCCCAGAAAAACGAAAGCUCAGCCCAAGAAAACCGAAAUACAAAUGAGGAAAAUGUAUUUGGAGAAAAUGGAACGUUUUCAACUAACAAAAGAGUGGCAAGACUGUAUGGAUGCAGUGUGGAGAAGGAACGGAAAAGCAAAAAUCAUAGACUGGAGAAAAGAAGGGAUUCUUCCUCCUGUUCAGAAGCAUACAAGACCGGUAUGUGUCUCUACCAGUGUUUGUAGUUGCGUAUCAGCGCACUACUUUAUGCGUAUUGGAGGAUCUGCACCAGCUAUACUCUCGUUAGAGAGUAUAGCGAGGGGUGUUUUUGAUGAGCGUGCUGUAAAGGCCCGGAUGGAUGUUAUUAAAAAAGAUAGGGAAGAUGUGCUCGUGGGGAAGAUGCAUCCGGAUUGCGACAUUAGCGUAGUGGACGCGCUUCGCUAUGCAUGCAGGUUCGGACUUCCUCUUGAGGAGGACUGGCCAUUUGGCCAACCAGCACCAGUAAGAUCGUUGGAUAAAUUGCACAAGUUCAUGGUUCAUGAUUACAGGGAACUUGAGGGUGCUGAUGAAGUAUCCAUAAAACACAUGUUAAAGCAAUUCCCGUUGCUAUGUGAGGCUUAUUUUUCAGAUGCAGUCCACGAAUACAAAGCUGACACCAUUUAUACCAGAGAAGAUAAUCGACGUAGAAGGAAGAUUGAGCUACAUGCCAUGGUAUUGGUUGGUUGGGGCUGUGACGUUGAGGGCAAGGAGUAUUAUAUCGUGAUGAGCAACUGGGGAAGAGAAUGGGGGGACGAAGGCUAUGGCUAUUUAGAGAAGGAGUUAAUUGACGCAGUGUAUUAUCCGAUGAUCCUGCCCUUGAAGACUAUGCCACCACCUAUCGACCUUUGA
Molecule: messenger RNA, 873 nt
Organism: Malus domestica (apple)
Lineage: Eukaryota; Viridiplantae; Streptophyta; Magnoliopsida; Rosales; Rosaceae
Cellular component (GO): lysosome
Molecular function (GO): cysteine-type endopeptidase activity
Source: RefSeq, a predicted model, not a curated record